AUGGCGGACUUUGCACAACUUGAGACACGCCGGCUAGAACUGGAAGAGAACGUGGCAAAGCUACGCAAAUCUUUGCAACACUGGCGAACAUGGGAUGCUGAGUAUGAAGGCUUGAAGGAAGAGCUUUCUUCUGGUGUAAACGUCCAAUCUGAAGCGGACUGCGUGAAAAUCUUUGACCUAUUUGGAGUUGGAAAGGGAUCCAUUCGCCAUCCGAUAGAAGUCAGCCGACUCAUCGACAGACGGCUUGACUAUGUUCAACAAAAUGUAUCCACCAUCACCAAGCAAGUGGAAAAGAUCGAAGGUCAACUAUUCGAGGUGUUGGAGGAGAUGGAUAGAGAAGAAGGUGGUGCUCCGGAACCUGGACUACCCAUGACUGAGAUUCUCGAGGAACUGGAUGAGGACGGAAACAUUAUAUCAAGCAAAGUCACCCAACCCGAGGAGCAAACAGCACAAAUCAUCGAUACUCUCCGCAAAGCUGGUCUGAAUGACAUGGACCCGAAGACAAAGAAUGAGGAUACAAUCAAGAAACCAACAUCCGAGGCCAACGAGAAACCUAAAUCUGCUCCGGCGAACAAGACAGAGGACAUGCCAAAACCCGCAGCAAGUAGUUCAAAGACGGCCAAGAAAGGAGUCAGCUUCGCAGAGGAGGUCCAGGANAAGGAAAUUCCCUCGCGUACCGACAAUGCCACUGCGAGCAGGUCUUCUGGAGUCAACCCUUCUCUUUUCAAUGGCUCGUUUGCUAACGGCGAGCGUGUAAUUGAGUUGGACGAUGACGACGACAUCAUCGGAACCCAAGCAGUCAUCCCCGAAGACGAGUCACCCGAAGAUGCGAGGCUACGCCGAGAAAUGCUCCAAUACAAUCUAAACGAAGUCGGCCAAGUGGUUGCCGAACUAGAUCUAGACGAAAACUUGUCAGACUUCGAAGAUGACGACGACUACUUCGAUGAGGAAUAUGACAGCGAGAUUUCUGAAGAAGAAGAUGAGCACGGAAGAUCAAUCCGGCCUGGAGUUAGCAAAAGCUACAGAGACCAGAUGCAGGAACUGGAGAAACAACUCCGCUUAAGGGUUAUUGGAAACCUUGGACCUAACCUCGAAGAAGUCGACCCUGUAUACGAUCCUGAAGGACUUCGCCGACUUGUGGUUCGUGGUGAGGAAGGGGCCUUAGACGAGAACAUCAAGCCGGCAAUCUCGAAGGGCAAAGAGACUGUCAAGCCAGAGGCAUCUGCAAAGAAGGGUGUCAGAUUCUCAGAAGAGUUGGAUGUACAGGAGGCGCCCAAAGCACCGGAAGCUUCAGCCAGUUCCAAGCCGCGCUCUGCACCGAUUGCAGAUGUUGUUGAGCGAGCACCUUCGAAAGCUCAAGCUCCUUCCGAGCCAGCAAAACCUGCCAAGGUCUCACGCUUCAAGCAGAACAGGGCCGUUGCUUCGGAGACCUCUCAACCUGAACCUGCAUCGAAUAAAAACUCUGGCUCAGUCAUCUCGGACAAGAUCGUCGAAAAGCCAGCUGCAGCAUCAGCUCAUGCACGCGCACCAGAAGAAGCAGACGAACUCGACCCUGAACUACAACAACGUCAACUGGCCUCCGAGUACUAUCGUCUACGAAACAACAUCAUUCGUCAACAAGGAGGAUUCAAGGAGACGGAAGAAGAAAAGGACGAUCCUCUGAUGGAGCAGUUCCCUGAUGGAAAGAUGAAAAAGUCUGUCCCCAAGGAUGGCGAACGUGGAGGCGGAGAGCUGAUUCUGCCUUUUCACUUCAUCGACGGAUCCUAG
Molecule: messenger RNA, 1767 nt
Organism: Aureobasidium musti
Lineage: Eukaryota; Fungi; Ascomycota; Dothideomycetes; Dothideales; Saccotheciaceae
Source: the annotation of a GenBank genome assembly